AUGUCAGCCAUUGCCACCACCACUACGAUUGCCAACUUAGAACAACUGAAAAAACAGUUUGAAGAAAUUGAACAACAAAAAAACACUACUUCUACAUCAAAAAAUAAUAAUAAUACUUAUAGUCUCUUUCUACUAAAUAUACUAAACAACAAAUUCACAAAUAAUUUAAAUAUAUGUAAGAAAGAGUCAAUUAAAUAUAGUCUUGACUCAUUAAAUGGAUCAGUAUUGAAUGAAUACCAGGAUCAGUUGGGUUCAUUAGAGAUUAAAAGCUCAAAUAUAAAUUUCAAGACCCUGCAAUUAAUUCGGUCACAAUAUGAAAAUUAUGAAAAUAGUUUAAAGACUAGAAAAUAUAGUGUUGAUUUUGACAAUCCAUUAAAUGAGUUAGAUAACACUAGUAAUUUCACCACGAAUGACAAUGAUAAUAUGAAUGAAAUAUACAAAGAGAGAAAAGAUGAGGAAGAAUAUGAAAUUCAACAAUUAAGAAAAAGAUUACUGGGGGGAAAGAAAAGAAGCAAGAGUCUAGUUGAAAAUAAUAAUAUGGAUUCAAACAAUUCUGUGUCUGUUGAAAAACAAUUACAAAACCAUGAAAAUAUACAAGAAGAUUUGAUUCAAGAUAUGUCAAAGUUAGUAUCUAGUUUAAAAGAUGGGGCUAUAGCAUUCCAAACUGCGUUGGAUGAAGAUCAGAAGAUAUUAGGUGCUGCUGAAAUUGGUAUACAAGUGGCAUCGAAGGGGAUCUCUGAUGUUAGUGGGAAAUUGAAACAUUAUAAUAAAACUAAAUUGGGCUGGAUCUUUUAUCUCACAACGACUCUAUUUAUGAUCAUUGGUUUAGUAGUUACUUUUAUAAUAAUUAAAUUAUUCCCUGCAUUGUAA
Messenger RNA from Arxiozyma heterogenica, 870 nucleotides. It is a transcript of the gene USE1, whose product is annotated as SNAP receptor USE1. NCBI's taxonomy places the organism in Eukaryota, Fungi, Ascomycota, Saccharomycetes, Saccharomycetales, Saccharomycetaceae. The record is from RefSeq and is a predicted model, not a curated record. The coding region runs from base 1 to 870 and encodes 289 amino acids. Gene Ontology annotation, biological process: retrograde vesicle-mediated transport, Golgi to endoplasmic reticulum. Gene Ontology annotation, molecular function: SNAP receptor activity. The transcript has a single exon. Gene Ontology annotation, cellular component: endoplasmic reticulum; SNARE complex.